GUGAGAAGUCACAUUGUCAGAAAACAAUACACACUGAAUUGCCAUCGUAGAUAUAUUCGAAAUUAUUAUUACUCUUCGUAUUUUUGAAUUUGUUGUUCGUGUCCACUAAUCGCACCUGUUCCGCACUGAGGACAUGCAGCGGCCACGCUCUCAGGUCCAUCCCGUUGUGGUGUCGGCCAAGCGCUAUGAGGCGAUCCAGGCGCGGGCCCACCAGGACCAGAAGCACGCCCAACUGGCCGCCGUCGAGGAGGAGCGGCGGUAUAGGCAGUACCUGAAGGAGGGCAACGAUCUGCUGUGCAGCUACUUCACGGGUUUGGUCACCCACGAGGCGGAGGAGAAGAAGUCCAAGGUGGUUGUGAAGGCAGCCGUCGAGGCGCCGCGGGUGACCAAGCAGCUCGAAGAACGUUUGCGCAAGGAGCGGAUAAUUCGGGCCAACAAUUUGCUGGACCAAUUGAAGCCGGGACAUCGGGCCCUGCAUCAGGCUCUGCUCGAGAGCGAGAUGCUCCAUCAGCGCAGCUUCAAUGAGGCGCUUAACCGGGAGAUCGCCGAGGAUGCCCGUCGGCAGCAGGAGCUGGAUGACGCCCUCUGUCCGGAGGUGCUCAUACCCUUUAGCAACAUCACCGAGGAGGAGCUGGCGGCAAAGGAGGAGGAGAAACGCCAGGCCGUUCGUCUGGCCAUCGUUCAGGACGUGGAAACGAGGCGAAAACUCAUGCAGGCCGAAAAGGAGCAGCGACUCUUCGACGAGACGGUGGAGCGGGCGCAAUACAAGUGCCUGCAGGACAAGGAGGAGAAGGCCCUCAAGGAGAAGAAGGCUCGCAGCAUUGAGUUCAAUCGCAAGGCCUACCGCGACUCCAUGAAGGAGAAGGCAGAGAUCGAAGAGCAUGAGCGCAUUUGCGACGUGAUCGAUGAUCGGCGCAACUGCGUCUACCAGGUGGCUACGCGGCACUUGGAUGGCCGCUACAACGCCCAUGUGAAGGAGACCCGUGCGAAACAGCAUCGGGAUCGCGAGGAGCGGGCCGUGCGCGUCUGUCGACUGCAGCAGGCGAGCAAGAAGAAGCUGGAGGAGCGCCAGGCGAGCCUGGAAGAUCGCUACGAGUUCGAGACGCAGGUGGACGAGGGGCGACGCCAGUGCGAGCUGGAGGAGCUGGCCAAGCAGCGCAAGGCCUACCAGCUGGUCGAGAAGCGGGAGGCCGAGGAGAAGCUGCAGCGGGAACGGGAGCUGCAGCGCUUCGAGGUGGCCCGCCGACUGAAGAACGCUGAGGCCAACCAGCACUUUGAGAUCUCCGAGCAACGGAAGCGCGACAGGGUGACGGCGGAGGUGCGCGACACCCUCUACCGCCAGAGGGACGAGUUCAUAGAGCAGCGCCAGCAGGAGCUGAUGCGUUUGUCUGCCUGCGACGACGAUCCCUAUCUCCUGGAGGACAAGAAGUUCUACGAGCAGGCCGUCGCAGUCAUGGAGCAGUCCCGCAAGGUCGGCCGGCCCCUCUAUCCCAUUGCCACCGCUGUCGAGCGCUACGCACGGGCCAACAAACUGGAGGUGCUGCCGGACGGAGGUCCCGUGAAGCGCAGCCAGCUGCGGGACAACUGCUGGCCGGGGUUUCACGCCAAGGCGGAUCUCGCCUACCGCAAGUACGAGCAGGCGGAGAUGUGCCGCGAGAGCCAGCGGGAUGCGCGCAACCAGAUCUACUGCAACUCCGUCAAGAUCAAGAAGAUGGCCUCCUUGGAGAAGCCAUACAAGCCGUGCGUGGGUUCCUGUCCCAUCAACUGUUUCCAUCGGCGCGGCAUGCCCGCUGUGGAUAGCACGGAUUCCUUUGACUACGGCCCGCAUGUCUGCUACGAGGAGUCGCCACCGCUGGGCGCCUGUCCCAGUCGCAUGCAGGGCAUUCGUCGCUAUUCGACGGCCCCCAGCCUGCCGACCCUCGUCGCACUCCCACCCAUGCCAGAGCUCCGGCUGGAUGCCACGCCUGUGGCUGCACCUGUAGCCAAGUCCACGAGUCAGAACAAGAUGACCAACGAUUCUCCCAGUGCCCCACCAGCAAGUGGAAGUGCACCCAAAGUCGAGACGACUCCUGUUGCGAAGCCAUCGCGUCCAGAGCCCUCUGGAGGCGCUGCUCCGCCAGUUCCCACCGGCCAAAAUCGGCCCGCCAUUGCCACAGGAGCAGGACACCGGAGAGAAUCUUUGCCACAGUCCCGUCCACCAGUGUCUGCAACGGCUCGCCGUGUAUCCGUUCUGGGUACAGACCCACGUGGAGCCACUCUUGGAAUGCCCAAAGCCGGGGCUCAGGCUCCCACCGGACAAAAUCGUCCAGCAAAUAUCCCAAAUCCCGCGGGAACCUGGGGCUCGGGACCGUUGCCCCAGCCACCGGCCCCAAAGAACCAGAAAGGAUCUGGUAACAAAAAGUCACAUGGCGCUCACUAGAGUUAGGGAGCCAACCAGGGAGAAUCACAAUCCCAUUCACACCCACACAAUCAAUCAAUCAAUCCAUCAAACAAUCAAUCGAAUUCCGAAUCCAUUUAACAUUUCCAAAAUUAACGUUUCUAGUGCUUGUUGUAUUUUGAUGUUUGUCCCUUUGCGAGGGCUGUAAAAGAAUGAAUAAAAGGCUGCAACCGA
Drosophila obscura is the source of this 2611-nucleotide messenger RNA. RefSeq lists its product as uncharacterized. Bases 134 to 2419 code for a protein of 761 amino acids. Lineage: Eukaryota; Metazoa; Arthropoda; Insecta; Diptera; Drosophilidae. The record is from RefSeq and is a predicted model, not a curated record. The transcript has 2 exons.